This is a messenger RNA of Gregarina niphandrodes, 369 nucleotides long. RefSeq lists its product as hypothetical. The coding region runs from base 1 to 369 and encodes 122 amino acids. The transcript has a single exon. The record is from RefSeq and is a predicted model, not a curated record. Lineage: Eukaryota; Apicomplexa; Conoidasida; Eugregarinorida; Gregarinidae.
AUGUCCGACGCAUUUGAUGAAGACGCAUUCAAUGACGAAACCUUCAGUGAUGAUGAGGAGUUCGAUGACGAUGUGUUCAAUGACGAUGUGUUCAAUGACGAUGUGUUCAAUGACGAGGACGCGUUCAGUGGCAAGGUGUUCAGCGACAAGGGGUUCAGUGGCAAGGUGUUCAGUGACAAAGUGUUCAAAGACAUACUCAGCUUUAUUCCAUUCUCGCCAUCCGGCCGCACGCUAUCCAGCUUACUGCCGUCGUCCAGCUUGCCACUGUCCGUACUGCAGUUGCUACUAAAGGGACCGGGGUUCACCGUACUGGAGGUCGUGGUAUCGAGCAGCUCCGGCGGAGGGGGAGGGGGCUGCCCCAGCCUGUGA